CACAAUGAAUAUAACUUUAAUGUUCCCAUGUAAAUUGCCCAAAAAUUUGUGUUUCAAGCUGAACAUUGUAUGGAGGAAUGUUUCAAGGUAUGCAAAGUGCCAUUUUAAAACAUGUAACAGAAUGGUAAAGAGAAUGGGCUAAGAUGUGCAUCUUUAACCAUAUCACUGUGACCUGGAGUCCAGGCAGAACCCAGCCCUGUUUUUAUGCUAUUCUGCAAAAAAAUAUUUUGCUCCAGAUCAUAAUUUUUGGUGACAGCUCUUGCUUUUGUGUUUCAAAGACAGUUGCAACCAGUACUGAUAAACCAGGUCUGAGUGGACAUAUCCUAGGUCACAAUGACAGGGCCAAGGCUCAAGUAGUAUACUACAGCAUCAUAUUUUAUGCCUGUUCAGAUAUCUCAGUGUUGUUGAGUUCACUGUAGGAUUGCAUUUUGAAGGUCUUUUGAAGUCUGUGCAUUGUCAGUUUUUCAUUUCCAUGAGUUCUUAGGAAAGCAAAGGCUCAGCUUGAAUAUGGAAACAUUAUUAGAGCAGCAGAGGCUUUAUCAUGAGGAGCGGGAACGUCUGAUGGAGGAGAUGGUGAAGGAAUUCCUGUUCAAGAAAACUUCUCAUCGGGAGCACAUCAACUCUGAUCACCGAGUGAAAAUAAUGUUAGAUAGAUAUAUGGAAGUGACAGCCUUGUUGAAAGAACUCUAUGAGGACAAGGAUGGACAACGUAAAGAAGAGAUUGCUGCUUUAUCAGGUCCCAAUGAGUUUGCUGAGUUCUACGCAAGGUUGAAGGGAGUCAAGGAAUUUCACAAGAAGCAUCCUAAUGAGGCAUGUCUUCAUCCUUCAAUUUUUUUCCCAAUUAUCUGUGUCCCAAUGUCAGUGGAAUUUGAGGAGUAUUCCAAGCUGCGGGAGAACCCAACAGAGGAAUACCAAAAUAUGGUGGAAUUCACUGAUGAGGAGGGCUAUGGGAAAUUUUUAGACCUACAUGAAUGCUACCUCAAGUAUAUCAACCUCAAAGGAGUUGAUAAGGUGGACUAUCUGACAUACCUUGGCACGUUUGACCGUCUGUUUGACAUUCCACGAGACCGGAAGAACUUGGAGUAUCGGAGGUACCUUGAACUUCUGCUGGAGUACUUCUCUGAUUACACUUCAAGGGUCAAGCCACUACUGGAUCAGAAUGCUGAGAUGGACAAAGUUCAGAAGGAAUUUGAAAAGCAGUGGGCUGAUGGAACCUUUCCUGGCUGGCCAAAAGAGACAGGGGGUGCACUGGCUCACACAGGAGCUCAUUUGGAUCUCUCUGCAUUUGGAACCUGGGAAGAACUGGCUUCUCUUGGUCUAGAUCGACUUAAGUCAGCCCUCAUGGCACUUGGCCUCAAGUGUGGCGGGACCUUGGAGGAGCGUGCCCAGAGACUCUUCAGCACCAAAGGGAAGAAGCUGAGUGAAUUGGAUCCUUCUCUUUUUGCUAAGACCAAAAUGGCAAAAGUUGGGAAGAUCAAGGAUUCAGAGCGGAAUAGGGAUAUUUCUUUCUUAGAAGCGCAGGUCUACAGAUUUGCUGAGUUGCUGUCAGAACAGAGGGAAUCGACAAAAGAGAAUGUGACGCGAAAGCAGGCUCGAGCAGAAGGUGAGGGGGAAGAUGAGGGAGAGAGUAGUGCUUCAGAACCAGAUGAUGAUGAACCAGAUGAUGACAUUCCAUACAAUCCCAAGAACCUUCCUCUUGGUUGGGAUGGCAAGCCUAUUCCAUAUUGGCUCUACAAACUUCAUGGUCUCAACAUCAGCUAUACAUGUGAGAUUUGUGGAAAUUAUGUGUACAAGGGUCCCAAGGCCUUUCAGCGACACUUUGCUGAAUGGAGACAUGCUCAUGGCAUGAGGUGCUUGGGGAUCCCCAACACAGCACAUUUUGCCAAUGUCACGCAGAUUGAGGAUGCCAUUGCUUUGUGGGAGAAGUUGAAGAUGAAUAAGGCAGAGGAGCGAUGGAAGCCAGAAGUGGAGGAGGAAUAUGAAGACUCACAUGGGAAUGUGGUGAACAAGAAGACUUAUGAAGAUCUCAAGAGACAAGGACUUCUGUGAUUCUGUUUAAAAACAGUCAUUUAUUCCCUCAUGAUUUCAACCCAAUAAAGGAAAACAAAAUACUGAAAGAA
Molecule: messenger RNA, 2120 nt
Organism: Darwinula stevensoni
Lineage: Eukaryota; Metazoa; Arthropoda; Ostracoda; Podocopida; Darwinulidae
Source: the annotation of a GenBank genome assembly